UUCGUAGCUCAGGGGUUAGAGCACUGGUCUCGUAAACCAGGGGUCGAGAGUUCGAUUCUCUCCGAGGGCAAAGCGCGUCUUCGUUCUUGGCCGAGCAGCAUGUCCCCUCGGCACGUUUUCACAUUCGCAGCCUAAGGUUGGCGGACCGCGCCUAUUGCUACCCUCUUCAACCCACUUGGAGGUCCCAUUGGCUUCCAAGGGAGCCCAAUGUCUGAGAACACGGCAACUAGGCUCACCACGUGGGGAGAAGAAAACCGUCCGCCUGGCUCGACCCGGGCAGACGUGAUGACCACUACACCACCGAGCCCAACAACUCCAACGCCCUCAACUCCAACGCCCUCUCCAAAGAAUCUCCUUGCAGUAGGCGACAGACUCGUCUAUGCGCUGGUAUCGCUUUCCGCUUUGUUCCGACUAAUCGCCUCCUCGCCUCCUCGGCCAAACCACGCCACCAACACCGCCCUCCUCAAUCGUGGCGAGAGGAAAAGAGGCAAAUUGGAUAGCAAGAUGUCAAGGUGGACUAAACUUACUGAGCAAAUCACCCUCCCACCACCCUUUCUCACCUGCUCCUCCUCUUCCUACUUUCCAUUCCUUUAA
Molecule: messenger RNA, 594 nt
Organism: Rodentolepis nana
Lineage: Eukaryota; Metazoa; Platyhelminthes; Cestoda; Cyclophyllidea; Hymenolepididae
Source: the annotation of a GenBank genome assembly